AUGACUGUUGUGGCCAGUUAUGGCAUGGUGCUCUGCGGUAACUCAUCCGACGAUUUACACCAACGAUACAGGGGGCGGAUAGAGAAAGUGAAGUUUGGUGUCCCAAUAAACGAAGCAUUUGCACAUGAUAUUCCUGCAACCCUUUUGGUUUUAUUGCUGAAGGUUAAUAAAGAGGGUCCCCUGAAGAAGGACAUAUGGCGGGCACCGGGUAAUCAAGCUCAGGUUCGCAAACUAUCACAUAUCAUGCAACAUGGCAGGCUGGUAAAUAUAGCUAAUUUUAGUGUCUAUACUGCAGCAUCAGUGAUCAAGAAAUUCCUUUCUAAACUACCGGGAGGUAUUUUCGGGAUGGAAAACGAACAAGUUCUUUUUAAUAACGCUCUGCAUAAUACUGAUGCGGAUAAGCAGCGUCAGGUUUUUUACAGGAUAUUUUGUUCCCUUCCGGUCCCUUCACAACACUUGCUUGUUCUUUUAUUUGGUACAUUUCGAACGGUAGCUGACUCCUCCGACACAUACGGUACCAAGAUGAGUCCUGAUGCCAUUGCGAUCUCCGUUGCUCCUUCACUUUUUCAUUCUUGUAUACAUGAUGGAAGACAGGUGAAAGUAGAAGACGUACAGAGGUUCAAGCUUGCUUCUGAAGUUGUUAAGAAUAUAAUUACUUCUUUUGGUCACACGAACCUUUUUCCUCGGGAAUGUUACGAAUUCUAUGCGCGGAUUACUGGUAGAACUUUGCGCGUCGAUGAAAAUUGGCUAUUCACAUUUCAGUAUCCGUCAAGUGUUGCUUCAUCGGCCGCCUUCAGUGCUAUGGCUGCAAAGUGUGCUGGUGCUUACUCACUGGCUGCACUUCAUCUGGAAGGGGAUGUGUUCGAGCCGGCGGUUGUUGUGCGGCGACUUGAGAAUGCUGGGAACGAAGAGAUCUUCCCUGGAAUGAUACAAAGGACCUGUUCUUUGAAUCGUCAUCCUUUAGCGCACACCACUGAUCAUCCAAAACGGCCUCCUGCAGGAAGCUAUGGCGGUAUCGGUGUCAGCGAGUUUGUUGACAUGAAACAGUCAAUCAGUUGUGACUUUUAA
This is a messenger RNA of Necator americanus (New World hookworm), 1068 nucleotides long. RefSeq lists its product as uncharacterized. Lineage: Eukaryota; Metazoa; Nematoda; Chromadorea; Rhabditida; Ancylostomatidae. The transcript is spliced from 8 exons. Gene Ontology annotation, biological process: signal transduction. The coding region runs from base 1 to 1068 and encodes 355 amino acids. Gene Ontology annotation, molecular function: GTPase activator activity. The record is from RefSeq and is a predicted model, not a curated record.